Messenger RNA from Fonsecaea nubica, 1476 nucleotides. RefSeq lists its product as hypothetical. The transcript has 4 exons. Gene Ontology annotation, molecular function: alpha-galactosidase activity. Bases 1 to 1476 code for a protein of 491 amino acids. The record is from RefSeq and is a predicted model, not a curated record. Gene Ontology annotation, biological process: carbohydrate metabolic process. NCBI's taxonomy places the organism in Eukaryota, Fungi, Ascomycota, Eurotiomycetes, Chaetothyriales, Herpotrichiellaceae.
AUGCCUUCCAAGUUCGGGUCGUUCACCGCCAGGAGCAGCUCACUGGUUCUUGCGCUGCUUCUGCAGAACGUGAGGGCGGCAAGCCUGAGCUACAAUGGCUUCGCUCAAACGCCUCAAAUGGGCUGGGACACAUACAACGCUUAUGGCCUCGCAUACAACGAGUCCACAAUCCUCACCAACGCCGAGCGCCUGGUCUCCCUCGGUUUCCGUGAUCUGGGCUACCGCGUCGUCAUCUUCGAUGAUGCCAUGACGGAGCUCAAUCGCAGUGCGGAUGGCACCUUGACUGCAAACGCUGCCAAAUUCCCCUCGGGCCUUCAGAACAUUGCCAAUCAACUGCACGACUAUGGACUGUAUUUUGGCGUGUACAGCAGUGCGGGCAAAUACACUUGCGGAGGAUACCCUGGAAGCCUGGGGUACGAGACUCAGGAUGCCGCAUGGUGGGCGAGCAUUGGUGCAGACUAUCUGAAAUACGACAACUGCUACAACGAAGGCCUCUCGGGCACGCCGAAGCUGAGCCAAGAUCGCUACGCCGCCAUGUCGAACGCGUUGAACGGUACAGGUCGGGACUUUGUGUAUUCGCUGUGUAACUGGGGAGACGACAAACCGUGGGAGUGGGCGUCCACCAUCGCCAACAGUGCCCGCAUCUCGGGCGACAUCCAGGACAGCUUUUCCAUGCCUACGACGUCGUGCCCGUGUGGUCCCGACGAGUACUACUGCCAGCUGCCUGGCUAUGGCUGCUCGGUCAUGAACAUUCUUGGCAAGGCGAGCUCCAUCCGCAGCAAAACCCAAGCGGGAUACUACAACGACCUCGACAUGCUCGAGGUUGGAAACGGCGGCAUGUCCUACGACGAAUACAAAGUACACUUUAGCAUGUGGGCCGCCAUCAAGUCUCCAUUGAUCAUGGGGAACAAACUCGACCAACUGUCUCCGGAAGAUUACGCGAUCCUCAUCAACCCAGCCGUGUUGGCCAUAUCACAGGACCCCAGUGUCAGCGCCGUUUCACGGACAGUCAGGCAACAGGUCGACGACAAGGACGCGUGGGGGUUCGGAGAGGUUCACGUGUGGCAGGGAAGCCUGAGCAAUGGCGACCAGGUGGUCGCCUUCCUCAACGCCGGCAACAUCUCGCGCUCAAUGUCCUACAGCCUUGUCGACGUCUUUGGCGGCCUGCGCACAAACACGAAUGCCCAAAAGAGUUGGGAUCUGUUCGAUGUCUGGGGCAACCAGACGGUCAUGAGCACCGAAGUGGCAGCCCAGAUAUUGAACGGCACGCUUGCGGUGGGAAACGCGACGGGGUACUAUAAUGCCAGCGAGACAACUUGGGCCACGGGGCUGAAUCAGAGCAACCCCCUCUUGAUUGGCACGCCGGCUGGGACUGUUCAAGGCGGUGGGAUGUUGCAGGCUGAGGUGCCGAGACAUGGGAUUCAGAUGUGGCGGUUGAGAGAGGCUGGAGGAGCAGGCAAGCGGGACGAGCUGUAA